Macrobrachium nipponense is the source of this 19900-nucleotide messenger RNA. Its product is annotated as ubiquitin carboxyl-terminal hydrolase 24-like. Lineage: Eukaryota; Metazoa; Arthropoda; Malacostraca; Decapoda; Palaemonidae. The transcript has 39 exons. Gene Ontology annotation, cellular component: nucleus; cytosol. Gene Ontology annotation, molecular function: cysteine-type deubiquitinase activity. The coding region runs from base 212 to 6781 and encodes 2189 amino acids. The record is from RefSeq and is a predicted model, not a curated record. Gene Ontology annotation, biological process: protein deubiquitination.
GAACUUGCCAGAUUGAUAGAGGAUAGUGAAAGGUCACGCAAUGCUGGUACUGAUGCAGAUUUAGUACAGGAAUGGAUGACCACAAAUAGUGUUCUUUCUCUUGCUCUAGAAGGAAACAUAGAUCAAGUACAAUAUACAGAUCGCAUGAAGGAGCUUGUGGAAUUCAUGGGCCAAAGUUUGCAAGAAAGAGGAAUUGUCACGCAUUUGGCACAUGGCUGAACAAGCUGGUCCUCAUGUUGUAGAUAACAUUCAUCGUAUUAUGGCAGCUGCUGCAUCUCGAUUUAAUCCUCAUCAGUUUGAUCACCUUCUUAAAUUGAUCAGAAAAAGCUGGGACACUGGAAAUGAUCGUUUAAGAGAAAAGCUUCUAUCUUUCAUCGGUAAAAUUGGUAAAGAUUCACGUCUUGGAAGAACAGCAGAGAAAAUGUUAGAUACACUUUGGGAACUUGCUCGUGUUCCCGCUCUACCCCCAAGAUUGGUGCAUCAGGCUAUGAAUGAGCACUUGGUCAUUCUUAAUAAAUCAGCAACAAGGGAUCAGCUCCGCAAAACAUACAUUGUUCGUUGUGUAGAGGACAUCAAAAGAAGCCCAGCUGUAUAUUUACCUCUCAAGCAACUUCAUUACUUGGCUCAGUCUAUUACCAAAGGGGGUGGAGCUUCAUAUUUUAAAACAGAAAAAGCAACUUUGUCAGAAUUAAAUCGCAGUCAUGAAAUUGUGAAGCUAAUAACACAAAGUCUUGCAAAGUGUCAUGCUUUAGCUGUCAAUACAAGUGGGCAGCAACCACCACCACCUUCAACCCUCAUAGAUGGCAAAUAUACCCAUGAUGAUUAUAUGAAGGUGCACUUGGAAUUUUUACAGUUUUUAUUGAAGGAAGGUGAUAUUUAUCUUGCUUGGGCAAGAUGCAAAGACAUCUGGGACACGCUUGUGGGUAAUCCUAAAGCUUCUGGUCAUGAUAAGGAGGUCAGUACCUCUUUGGAUGCUGAGACUUGCUUCACAUGGUUCAGUGGUUGCUUGGGAGAUCUUGAGUUCAGCACUCAGAGAGAUUUGUUCUGUGAAAAACUGCUACGACUUGAUCCAACCUCCAUAACUCGUUCAGCAUUCACAUGCUUUGUGGAUUAUUUUUAUGCCGUGAAUGUGAAUGACCAUAAAUUCGUGAGAAGUGGGAACACAGUGAUUGUUGACAAAUUGGAGCCACUUGGAAUGGAAUUUAUUUGGCAGUUGGUUCUUGAGUGUGUAGAUGAACAACUUGCUGAAGAUGCCAUUAAACUUUUGCUAGACAUGUCAUACAUGUCUUUAUCCAUUCGACUGAGACGUGACCCUCCACAACUUCAUAGCAAGUUUAUAUCAGAGUGCUACAAGAAGUUAGAGAAAUCUAUGUUACGUGUCAAUGAAACUGCUGUUGGUGCUGCUGUGUCCACUGCCACAAAAACCCUUACUGCCAUGGCUGUAUCAGAUAUUGGGGCUCUGCCUGCUGCUUCCAAAAGUAGCUGUAUGCAGCACAUUCGAAGAGUUUUAGUUUUAGCUGAACGUUAUAUAAGUAGUAUCGAGGAACUGCACCCUGGAUCUCGUUCACUACCACCUCAUGGAACUUCCUUCACUGGCACUCCUGUCAUUUUAACUGUCACUUGUGAUUCCAACAAAAUGGAUGUCAAGUUAGAGUGCCAUAGUAACGAGCGAAUUGGUUUGGUAAGAGGGAAAAUUGCCAGUCAUGCACGUGUAUCCAUUGACCAAGUUCAAACUCUAACAUUUGGAGAGGGAUGUAAUGGAGCUUUAGUCAAUGGUGCUGAACAGGAUAAUCGCUUACUUCACCACCUGGGAAUCUUCUCAAACACAUGUGUUCUGGCUAAAAUAAACUUAACUGGUACUGCACAGUUAAAAGAGGUUAGUGACAAUUGGGAUGAACUUCCUGGCACAGCAAGCUACACUGACACUCCAGAAGCCUCAAGCUCAGAUGGUGCUAGCGGGAGUGGAGCUUCAGGAGGUGCUUCUCGACUUAGUGGGGGAGCUGGUGCUGCAGCUGCUGUUGGUGAUGGUCAUGGUAGUCAGUAUAACCUUGAACAGGAAAAGCAGCUCCCUGGUGUUGUCAUGGCAAGUCAAGGGAGAGAUGUAUUUGCUAUGCUGUAUCAGUUGGCACAGCUAGAUGAGCCAAAGAUUGUAGAAGCAGUACGCCAUGUUCUGUACCUAAUUCCUACUGAUCCAACUGUUUCCAACAAAUUUGAUUCUAUCUGUACUGCUGGAACCAGUUCAGAUGCUAGUCCAAGAACAACACCUUAUGGGUCACCUGCCAAAAAAGACAAAAUUCGAGACAAAGAAAAAGACCGAGAAUCAGGCAAAGAAGUCUUGCGAUCUCUACUGGAUCCAAAUGCACCUGAUAUUACUCCUUUUAGAUUAUUGUAUAAUCUUGAGGUUCUGUCUGGAAAAAUAAUGCCCAUUGCAUCAGAUGGCACUGUGAAUGGCAAUGCCCACUUCUGUGAAGAGUUUUUAUUGUGUGGAGGCUUGAGUCUCAUUUCAACACUUUUACAAAGAGACUCAUUGCCACAAGAAGUUGAUUAUGAGAUCCGCCAAAAUGUAUAUCUCAUCGCUUUGCAGAUAUUAAGAUACGUUUUAUGUGGAGCAGCUAUUAGGGGACAGGAAUUACCUGUCAGUAGUCUUCAGCCACAUCCAGGGCCACCAAAGAGAUCUGCUCUUGAUUCAUCAGCCCAGGCUUAUCCCUCUUUUCCAUCCAUGUCUUUCAUGCCUGUAAUUGCCAACAGGAUAGUUUCGGAGCUGAGUUCUGAGGAAUGGUCUGAGCUAGUGUCAAGCCUGAUGAGAGUGUCAUGGGCUGGCGCUGCUGGGAAACUGUACCUAUCUUCUGCUGUUCUGACUGUCCGUGACCCUGCACUUUCUCCCCCAGAUAGUAAAUCAUCAAGGCAGAGUAGCACAGGAAGUACCCACAGCUCAAGCAGUGACAGUGAAGGUGUCCUCCAAGGUGGAGUGUGUGUACAGCAGGCUACUAUACCUCCCAUUGACUCUCUAAUUGCCUCACAGGCACUUUAUAUGCUAAUAGCAUGCCUGAGAUUCCGUCCACAACUUUUAGAACGUUGGUAUGGCAUGGUUAGCGUAAAAGAUUUCAUCAUAGAGGUGCUUGUUGGCUGCAGUUGUGAGGAGGUGCGUCAAGUUGCUUACCAACAGCUCACAAAUCUCAUUAAACUCUCCACAACAGCAUCAGUGCAACCCAGUCAUUUUCUUACUCAGGUGUUAUUAAAGGCACCACUGCCAUUAUGGGUUACUUCUACCAGUGCUCGGGGUGCAACUCUCCGUCUUUUGUCCCAGUGUACUCAGUAUUUCAAUCUCAGGUCAAAACUGCUAUCAAGACUGUGUAGCAGUGAACAAGAAUGCCUUGGCAUUAAUGCUGUGCAGAUGCUUGAGGAUGAAACAGGUUGGUUAACAAACUUCACAGCUACAAGAGAAGCCUCUCGGGAACGACCAGAGUCUGGCAUUGCAUCCUUGCGUCAUGCGGACAAUAUUUUGUUAGCAGGACACUUAACAUUAAUCUCUGCUCUACUGACCUGUGAAGGAGUCAACAAGGAAGAAAAUGGUGCUUCUCUAAUUCCUCUUCUUAUAACUGAGUAUUUGUUUCCUGCAUCAAAGCUGGUGCUGGAAACCAAUCCAGAACAAGAUUCUCUUAGUGCUAGCAGAAAUUAUUGGGCAAAAUGUACUGGAAGAGAAUCAAGAAUUGCUGCAUAUGAACUUCUUGUACAUUUGGUGACUAACUCAGAGCAAAAUAUGACCACUCUAAGCAGCCAGCUUGUCUCUCUGCAUCAUACAUUUAAUCCCAACUUCAUUAAGGAAUAUGAGUAUGCACCUGCAGUUGAUGGAAGAUGUGCCAGUGGAUAUGUUGGACUAAAAAAUGGAGGUGCAACAUGUUAUAUGAAUUCCGUCCUUCAGCAGUUGUUCAUGGUGCAAGGAGUACCUGAAGACAUUUUGGGUGUUACUAGUGAGGAAGAGAAUGAAGACAGCUUGUUUUACCAGCUGCAAACAGUAUUUGGCCAUUUAAUGGAAUCACAGUUACAGUAUUAUGUACCAGACCAAUUUUGGAAGUGCUUUAGAAUGGAUGGUCAGCCAGUCAAUGUUCGAGAACAACAGGAUGCAUUUGAGUUUUAUACAAGGCUGACAGAACAAGUUGAUGAGUAUCUCAAAAGUAAAGGACAAGAGAGCGUCUUUGCAAGAAGAUUUGAAGGUGUAUACUCUAUCCAGAGAAUAUGUCAAGAUUGUCCCCAUAGGUACGAACGUGAAGAACCUUUCUUAGCUCUGAACUUGACUGUCACAAAAUGCCAUGAUCUCCAAGAUUCUUUGGAUCAGUUUGUUAAAGGGGAACUUCUGGAAGGUGAUAAUGCAUACUAUUGUGAAAAGUGCAAUCAGAAGAGGACAGCCUUAAUAAGGACAUGUGUGAAGACUCUACCACCUGUACUAGUCAUUCAGCUGAAGAGGUUUGGGUAUGAUUGGGAAGCAUCAAGAGCUCUUAAAUUUGAUGAUUACUUCAAGUUUCCAUGGGCCCUUGAUAUGGGUAUGUAUACAGCAGAUGGUAUAGCUGAACAAGAAGAUGAUCCAGGUGGAGGUAGUGAAAGAGACAGGACUGUAACACCUCCGCUUGAUCAUAAUGACAUUGUUAACUCUUCAAAGUUAUUAAGUUCACAGUCCCCUCUUUCCUCUCAUACACCAUCAAAAUCCAGCAAAUCUUCUAGUACUGGUUCUCCUCACACACCAAGAAUAAAUAGCCGGGUACGUCAUAGAGGAAUCAUCUAUGAAUUGGUCGGUGUCAUUGUACAUAGUGGGCAAGCAAGUGCUGGUCAUUAUUAUUCCUACAUAAAAGAUCGAAGAGGAGACCCAUUAACCAAUCCCAACAAAGGUCGCUGGUUCAAGUUCAAUGACACCACUGUGGAACCUGUUGAAAUGACUGACUCUCUCCUAGAGCAAGAGUGUUUUGGUGGGACUUACAAAGCAAAGGUUUCAUAUGAUUCGUCUAAUCCACUCCCAGAAGAUCGACUUAGGUAUUGGAAUGGUUACAUGUUAGUGUAUGAUAGUACUGAUGACAGAGUCAACACACCAAAGACUCCAAAAACACCAAGAGUGGGUGUUACUUCAAAGUCUUUCAGGGCUUCAACCAGCAGUGCUAGAAAAAGCUUGUCUAUGACUGGAGGCAGCAUUGAAAGAAGAGCAAGAACAAGCUUGUGUGAGUUAACUCAUCUUCUUCAGCAAGGAGAGAGACAGGGAAUGUUCAGAGAACACAUGCCACCCAGAAUACUAUCAGCAAUAAUGCAGGAAAAUCUUACUUUCUUGAAAAAUCGAGAUGUAUAUUCACCAGAUUAUUAUGCUUUCAUACAUCAGUUGUGUUCUACAAACUUGGAAAAGAGUGAAAAUAAAAAGGAUGGCACCAUGAGUGUUCAGGCUGUUUGCCUUGGUUUAAACUUCCUACUCAAUACAUAUCUGCGAACAAAGGAUAAAGAGGAAAGCACUGUUCUUCAGUGGGGCCAACUUCUUUUAUCACUUUUACAACAUUCUCGAGAAGUAUGCGGUUGGGUUGUAAAUUAUUUCAUGAGUGAGGAUGGAGCAGCUCAUUUAGGUCCUCUCCUGUUGGAAUGUCCAGAUAAAUUAGUACGAUGCCAUUUCAGCAUUUUACUUGGAAACAUUUUCAAGUGUGAGUUUGAGCACUCUGGUAGUGUGACAAGUGUUGAACAACUUGUGAAGCAUGUGCUAUCUCUUCUAGCCUCAGAUGUUCCUGCUGCAGUGAAGACAUCAUACCAGUACUUCAGUCUCCUCUUCAGUUAUGUUCAGCAGGGUUUUGCUCAAGCCCACCAAAUUUUAAGACUUGGAGGUUUCUCAGCACUCAUCAACUUCUUAUUGGGUCCACCUGAGUCUGAUAAGCGCCGAUGGUCUUCCGUCCAAGCACAAGAUUUUGGUCCUUUGCAUUGUACCAUUGCUACCAUAAUCUCAUCUUGUGAUAUGACACCAUAUCAGACAUCAGGCACUCACUCAGAUUCCAAGGAAGAGGAGAAACAAGGAAAGCUUGAAAUGCCAGAGGCAGUAGCUCAAGUUUUGUAUGGCAGUGACCAGUCUCGCUGGAUGAGAGAAGCUGUUGUAGCAUACAGAGAGGUCACUACUAGCAUACCAAGUGUUACAAAUGCUUUAAAGGAGGCAGCCACUGAAAACUCAUCAUUUACAAAUGCUUUAAUAACAACAGUUAUGACUGAAUAUGCCAGUAAAGCUCCAUCCAAUAUGUUGAAGGAACUGUCACAGUUACUACUUGAAAUAUUGAAUAUAAAGGAUUCUCUAAAGUCAAAUCGUACCAAUGCUAUUCUUGAGGGUCUUGUAACUGCAGAUGGUGAACAAGUAAUGGGUUUAUUAGAUAUCAUUGAAAGCAACAAGGACAGUGAUAGCAGAAGAGCCUACCAGUGCAUUAAACUGGUGGUAAUGCUAUCAGCCCGUUGUUCUAUUGCAAGAGACCUUCUGACAAGUACUCAAGCUAGAUGGCAAUGGGCUGUUGAAUGGCUCCGUGGAAGAAUGGAUGACCAUUCAGUUACUGUUUCAACCACCACAGGAUUGAGCAAUGAAGAUUCUAGCACAAAGAAUUUCCAGAGAACUACCAGUGCCCAGUUAACCUUAGAGGAAGCGACAGCAUUAUUGAGUGAAUUGGAAUCUACAGAAAUGGAGAUUGACUGUGAUGCUCCAGAAUUAGGAGAUAUAAAAGAAAGCACCUGUGAACGUGAAAUAUCUCCGUCCCAAGACUUAGAUGCCAUUGACCCUUGAAUAGUUAAUACUAACCAAAGACAAUUUAAGUAAUUGCUCGGUAAUAAAACUAUGGAAAUAGUACUUGUUUUUAACCUGGUUUCAGUUAAAUGUUUUACGUUGUCCUUUGUAAUUGCUGUUACUUAAAUUUGCUUAAAUCAUGAAUCGAAAGAAAAAUAGUAGUAUUCAUCUAUGUAUUUGAUUACUUUGUUUGGCUUAAGGAUUUCUUAGUCUCACUAAAACCAAAAGUGCCAUACUUUUGAUAAUUAUUUGAAAUAUUGUAUUGUCAUUGAAAGUACAAAACUAACCAAACUGUUAGUAACUGCACUUAAAUGUUUGAAGAUGUUAAUGUUUAUAAUUUUUAUGCAUUCAUUGUAAGUCCUUUCCCGAUGCUAUGGGAGUUGUCAGCAAGAGGUUUUAUCUGUGAUUAUAUUAUGACCUCAUCAGACGUUUCUGGUAUUCAUAAAUAACAUAGACCAGCAAUUAUGCCUAAGAUUGACCAAGUUGACAUUGUUCCUAGAAAAUAUUUAUUAUCAGUGCAUUUCUUAUCUCAUUUACUGGUGUACUGUACAUCACCAAGAUAAGCAUAGAGUAUUAUGAUGGUGCAGUUGCAACUCAAAAACACAUAUCAUGAAUUCAAUAACUGUUCUUACACAUUUCAUAACCUUGCAGUCUAAUUUCUGAUUUUAUAUUAUGUAACAGUGAAAUACUGUAUUCUAUUUUUGCAAAAAUAAAUUUAGCAUAAAGUGGCAUUUAACAGUACUGAUAAUUAGAAAGUGCAUCACGUUUUUUCAAUGCCAACAUUGUUGCCAUUUUUCCAUUGUAGUUUACCAAAAAUAAAAUGCACACCUUAACCAUAUGCUCUUAGAAAAGUUAGAUUUUAUUUGACACAGAGUACUGUAGCAUUAGAGAGGUUUUUGAUGUCAUUCCCAUAUGGCACCAGUACAUAUUGGUUGCUUCCAGUUUCAUAAGGAUAAUUUUGCAGUAUAAUUACAGUGGUUUUGUAUCAUCAUAAGAAGGGAAGAAAAUAUGCUUCAUCCCAUUUAAUUAUUAACAUAGGACAGUAUUUAUUCAUACAUGCCACUUCCCAACUGGUGCUGUUAUUGAAAGUUACACAUUUCUGUAUUAUACUAACUUGACUUUAAAGAUGUCAAACUUCACAUCAUAUGGAAGUUAUGUAAUUUUUGGGAAUGAUCAGCAAAUCCCUUUGAUGCACUUUGCAGUUGGUAGUAAUACUGGAGUCCAACUAAAAUAUAUGAAUGUCAAGUUUUUUGUAAAUUCGGUAGCUUCUCUUCUGUUAUACAGUUAAAUUUUAUCAUAUUCAGAAGAACUUCUGUUGUCAUUACUGUACUUAAGGAAUGGAAAUAACAAUUGUUAAUUUUUAUUGACUUGUAUGUGUAACUUUAAUGUAAACAAGUCAUUUUUAUCAAAAGCUUCUGAAAUUUGUGCUUGCAUAGCACAUUUGUGUACUGUACAUACUGUUUCAAAUGUUUCUAACCUUGGUAUAUUAUGUAAUGUACAUUGCAUCAUGAAGAUAUUGUUGAGAAUUUUGAAGAGGAAUGGGUUAAGAAAGGUUUGUGUAAACUUGAAAUCAUGCUCAUUUGGUGGUAUUGCGUAUAUGCCUUUAAUCAGAACAGUAGCUUUUAGAAACUUUGAGGGAGCUAAUAACUUUUUAUGAUACUGUGUGAUUGGCUCUUAAUAUCAAUAACAGCUUCAGUAGCAUCCCAUUAGUUUUUAUUUAAUUAUCUAGUUUUAUUCACUAUUUUUCUAAGUAUUUAUUUGUAGGUGUUUUUCAAGACUUGAAGCUUAUAUGUUUCUGAUGGUUCUGCUGUACCCAGAGGAAUUCAGAUAAUUAGAAUUUAUUAUUUAUUUUUAUUUUCAUAAGCAAACUUUAAGAAUAUUCUAACCUCAAUUAAUUGUUACCACUCAUGUAAUGUGCCUAUACGUACAGGGAGUUCCUGGUUAAUGGUGGCAUUAGUGAACAGCAUUUUGGUUUUAGGGCGCUUGGCUAACAUCGAUGUUAACCUGAUUUUCCUGUGCCAUUAAGCAGUUUAUUGGCAGGAAUAAACCGCUUAACAGUGUCAUUAACUUGUUAACGGUGCUGUUAAGUCGUUCAUAGGCACUGUCAGUGCUGUAAAUGCCAUUUAUUUGGAUAACAGUGAUUUUUGGUUACCGGCACUCAGCAGAUAACUGAACCCCAGCCGUUAACUGGGGACUGCCUGUAUAUUGAUUUAGCUUCCUUUAUUUCAUAAUUUCACUUUGAAGACAAUUAAUAGAUUGCAUUCAGUUAAAGCUGUGUAAAAGUAUAAUAUAUUAAUUUUAAGAUAGCUGUAUUUGAUCAUAGAAUUAAAAAAAGGAUUAUAAACUAUGAGCCUAUAGUAAUUAUGCUUUAAUUAUGAACAAAUGCAGUUGAUGCAUGGACUUUCUGUCCCUGUCCCAUAUUGUAAAGAAAAUGUGAGUCCUAAAGUUGGUUGGAAUCAAACUGUUGGUGAUGUUUAAUUUCCAGGUUUUGCGUUUGUAUGCUAUGUGAAGCUGUUACCACUUUUUGCUGUAAUGUACUGUAAAUAGAUUAGCAUUCCCUUCAAAGUGAUUCAUUGCAUGAGCUAGUUGCAUACUAGUUUUAAUUGAUAAACCAUUAAAUCACUUUCUUCAAGUGCAGGAGAGCACAAUACAUUCAUAAUAUUUUCAUAUUGCUUCUCAUUAGAAUAGAAGUGCUAGUGUUGUUGUAAACUUUCAUUUUUUCUUUUGGUGUUUAAAUCUUUACAGGAUUUCAAAAUGUACACUCAUUAUAACAAAUUUGCAUCAUUCAUUUUACUAAUUCAGAUAUACGUAUAUUUGUAAAUAGAGUUUACUCAAUAAGUCAUCCUAAAGGUACAUGGCUUCAUGUUUGUACUAUGAAAAGCUUUAGUAUUAUUGUCGGUUGUUAUUGUUCCUUGAGCAGUCAAGAAAUUUUUGCCGAAGUCCAUAAAAAUUGUUGAUUUUAGCAGUUUCAGCCCAUUGUACCAGAACACUUUACAAAUGUAUUCUUACUUGUGCUGCAACAUACAGAUAACGGCAGAUGAAUCACAUGCAGAGUAUCCUUUUGAGGCAAGAAGUGGUUGUUAACAUUUGGUAAGACCUCCUGCUAAGGGAUCCCUGCUUUACCUGUUCAUAUCAUGAAAAGCAUGAGCAGUCAAAAAAUUAUUACAAAAGUCUAUAAAAAUUGUUGAUAUUGGCAGUUGUAACUCGCAGAACAUUUAGCAAGUCUGUAUUCUUACUUGUGUUUCAACACCUAGUCAAGGGCAGAUGAAUAACAUGCAGAUCAUCCAUUUGAGCCAAGAAAGAGGUGGUUUACAAUAGACAACACCUCCUGUGAAGGGGUCCCCUGCCACACCUGUCAAACUCAAACUAUCGUGUUUCAAUUUCUGUAGGAAAUUAAAACUUGUACAAUUACUUGUAUACUAUGGCAUUUUUGUGAUCUUCAGUUUAUCCUUAUUCAAGUAUACUUUGUAUUGGGUAUGCUGUUUACUGUGGUAUGAUCUUCAUUGGGUAUGCUUUCAUGCUUUUUGAGUCUUCCUUGUUGCAGUUAUCAGCGAGCUUGAAUUUUAACGUCAAUGAGGUCAGGUUUUCCAUGUUAACAGAUGCAGUGGUACCUCAACUUAUCUCAAUUCAUUGAUGCUCAGAUCCAAAUCUGGUAAAAAUAAAACUCUUAUUUUGUCACUGAUGGAAGAAUCCACCAAGUAUACAUGAUUUAUCAGAUGGUGUAAUAAACACACAACCAACUCUUAACUGUUUUAAGCCUGUGAGUGUGAGUCCUUUUGUUUCCAGGAUAAGUGGCCCAUCACUGUUUACACAUUCAAGUCAGUAAUUCUAUAUCUGUUAUCAGUCUUGUAAAGAACUUGUGAUGUAUCUAUGCAAUCUUUUGAGUUUUUGCUUUGACUUGUAAAUGACGUCCAAUUAUUUUUUUCUCGUGCUGUAAGUCACAACUACAGUGAACAGUAUAGUUACUUAAUGUAAUGUACUUACAGUAAAUUGUUAAAUUAUAUUAAUUUUUAAAAAGUGAAAAUGCCCCUCUGUUCAUCUUGCAGUCAGAAAUUCUGAGAAAUAAAGAGCUAUUGCAAGUAUAUAAAUACUGUGAUUUGCACUAGUGUGAUGCCUACUCAAAAAUAUAAUUACUCAUGAUUUAUUUUAGUGGCAGUGCCAUGUUUUGUCUUGUGCAAGCAUAUUCUCUGAAAUUAAAGGAUUUGUGUUUGAAAAGAAGUGUAAUGGCACUCAUAUGUGUUCUACAGAACAAGAAAUCAUUAUCAAUUAAACUUACAAAAACAGGCCAAGUGAAUGUUUUCAGGUGAUUGCACCAUACUCCUUUUGUCGUAUUGUUGAAGUAUAAGCUCUCAAAUUCUAAGAUUUGUGAUAACUAGAUAUGUAAUUGUAAAGGUAUGUUCAAAGUAGAAUAGGAUAGUAGUAGCUGAACAUUCAAAACCAGUUAUAUGUUGUAAAUAUUUAUUUUAAGUGAGUGCACCUUUUUCUUUUUAGUAAUGUAUAAGGUUAAAGAAUAUUUUUUCCCAAAGUUAAUUUUAAAGAGUAUUUUUCCCCAGGUUAAUUUUAUCCUUUGAAUGUACACCUUUGAAGUUUGAGGAUUCACAUGACAAGCAACAUGUAAUGUUUUUGUCUUUCAGAAAGUUAUUUUAUCAUAUGCAUCACGACUUGUAUCAUUGAUGAGUGGAAGCAAAAGCUGAAGCAUUAAUCAACUUCCCAUUAGUCAGAUUUUAUAAACAAUUAAAAAAAAAAGGGGACUUUUGCUCAGGUGUGUGAACAUUUCAACUCAGCAAGGAAAUGGUGAGCAACAUACAAGGAGCCAAAGAGGUUCUACAGCUUUGCCAAGAAAUAUAGUACUAAUGCAUUGUAAGAACAGUUGUUAUGGCAGCACAAAAGGCAGUGUGCCAUAAUAAAAAUUGAAAACAUGAGUAAGCUGCAUAUAUGUAGAAUUUCAAAAGAAAAGUAUGGGCUUGGUAAUAAGAGGGACUAAGAUAAAAGACUGACAUCCAAAGUUGCCAAAAAAAUUAAAAAGCUAAUUAUUCAUGCCUCUGCUGCAUGGUUAUGGUAUCUAUCUCUGUACCCAUGCGUAGCCACCAUGGAUUACAUAACAGGAGAGUAGUUGGAGAGAGCAAGUGCACCUACAUUUUAUGCUGUCCCUGCACAAAUUUACAACUUUCAUGAGUGGCCUGUUUUGGAAUUCCCCUAACAAAAAACCCAAGUGAUGAUUCUGGCCAUUUUGCCAACAUGAUGGCUCUCAUCAUCUCAAACCCUGUAUAUUGCUGGAACUGCCACAGGACCAGAGGACUACGAAGGACAUGAUGCAUCCCUGCUGAUCCCUCAUUUGUCAAAGAAAACAAGAGUUACAAUGAAAAUUAUUGUCUUAUUUCUUUGAUCAUGCACUCAGGGACAUAAUACACCAUUAAGAAACUUUAUUGAAAAUCCAUCCAGACUAUGAGGGCUCUAUAACUGAUGCAUAACAAAGGGGAAUAGGACAAAAGGUACUUUCCUCCCGCCGACAAAAUAAUGUAUUGACCAGGUUGUAAUUUAGGCCAUCAAAAGGCCGUAACAAACAAUUGUUUUUUUUUAAUGAAGUAAUAGUAGUUCUGGAAUAUGAAGAUUCUGAAAGUGAAGAAGACAACAAUUCAAAUUGAUACAGCCUGCUGUUUGCUAUACUUCAUUAAGCAUUGAGCUGUGCAUGAGUCAGCUGAUGAAAUGGAGGAUGUCACUGAGAAACCAAAUAUACAUCAACAAAACUCUCAAGAUACAAUCAGAUCUAUUGAUAGUGAUGCACUUUUGAGUAAACCUACCCCAUUAAAUCAGGAAGCUGUUAUGUAUUAUGGGUCCUUAUGGGAAUUACCCAAUGUAAUUUUUCCAGCCUAUCUGCUCUGGUAUCCUCCCCACUUGUGCAAUUUCGUCGUCAUGAGUUUUUAAAACAUUAUUGUUUACUACGUUACAAGUGGAAUCUGGUUAUUCUGACUUGGGCAAAAAUGCUCCAAGUCACUACAACCACAUUGGGGCUUUAUUGUGCUUUACAUCAUCAUUCUCAAGAAUUUUGUUACAUACUUAGCUGGAGGCCAGAGUCUUGACCUAUUGGAUAAAUUGAGGUACCACUUUUGUCAGGCUGUUUCAUAAUAUCUUGCUUGUGUUUCUCUCUGUCAUGAGUAUAUACAUGUGCUAUUUUGUGAGUAGUAUAUCACAGUUCAAUGUAGGCUAGUCUAGACUAUAGGUUUAUCACAGGUGCAUACUGUAACUAGUACGUAAUCCUUUCUUUUGACUGAUUUACUGCCUUGAACUUACUAGUAGUCUAGUCCUUAGAUAAAUUCUCACUAGAGCCUAUUGUGGCAAUAUGUAGUGUGAUUACUGUGACUCCCCUCCCCCCAGGGGCCCCUGGUCUCAUCAAGUUUUUUGGUGGAAAUGUGAGGGGUGGUGGUAAGGAUGGUACCUGUUCAUUCAUCCCAUCUUCAUGUGAUCAUUUGUACCAGUAGUAACUCAGCCUGAAUGAAGACCGGUAAGUACACUACAAGCUCCUGUUCUGUGGGUGUUACAAUGAGAUCCUUGGGCCUUCCUGAUGGUACCUCCUCCUCAGAGGAGUUCUGGGUUUUUCAGAAUUACCAAUAUAGUGCCUCCCACUAGCAUUGGCGGAAGUGCAUACUUGGGUUGUUGGUCAUCUGCUAAAGGCAAGAGAGGAGCACUCUUAUGCCUCUCCUCAGCCUAUUAGCGUGAUGCACCUUUCAGACACACUAGGACACUACCUCUUUUAGGCAAUACCUCCAACCUAAUUAGUGAGUCUCCAGAUAUGACAGGUGAUAGGUUUGUGUCCCCAAAGGAACAAAUACCAAAUUUUUAAAGUAAUUUAUAUUUUCCAAAGUUAUACAAACCAUACCCUUUCUACUUUCUAUAUUGGAAAAAACCUUCCUCUGCCUUCCCACUUCAGCUAUUAGUACAUAGCUUGUGACAAAGUCCAUUGAGGUAAAUCAGGUUAAGGGGCAUAUCCUCCCCCCAACUUCAUGGGUAUCUUCAUUGUUUGUUAGUACAUGGGCUAGGUCCAGCUCAUGUUCAAAAGAUACUCCAGAUAUGAAAGGUCAAGGUUUGUAUACCUAGGAAAAACACAAAUUACUUAAAAAAAUUCGGUAUAUUUUAGGAAAAUUUAUUUAAUGGACUGUUUUCGUGGUGCUAAAAUAAUUUUCAGUGCCUAAGUAUUAGUAUGUUAGGGGUUUGUUGACCAGGAACAUGUUUUCUGAGGUUAGGCUAUGUACCUCGACAAGCUUAGGGCGACUUGAGGUAGAUUAGCCUUCACUUGGGAUUUAUAUUAAAUCGACCUUUCUAAAUUGUGGUUAAUACCUUAAUCUAUGUUGAUCAGUAGUUGGUUAUCAUGACAACCAUCCUAAACUGAUAAUUGGAUCAUUACAGUACUGUAUGGGUGUACUUGAAGGAAAUAUAUGUUAAUGGUUAAGCUCUCUUGGUAAUACAGUACAUUGUAGUAUAGUGCUUUCUUCUUUGUCUUUGUGGUUUUAUUGACUGGCAAUGUAUGCAUGGCAAAUUUACAUCAAGGUACGUAGUGUAGACUGUUUAGAUCUGUCAAGGAGGAUCCGAGGGUACAAGGAAUUUGUUUUGCCACUAUUAUGCAGCUUAUGGUAAAGUGAUAAGUUUUUGGGUGGGAGGGGAUGUAUAAAGCAAACACAUGCAUUUCAAACCUGUGCAAUGGUAAUUUCAGACUCAAGAAGAGCUGGUGAAUAGAGUUUCAUGAUUAAGAAGGUAUAAUCUUCAAAUUAUGUUUGUAGUGGUUUUCAUUGUGCCCCAUUCCUUCUCCCAAGGUACACUUUUUUGCCAUUACAUUUUGUCCGUUCUAUGUAUUUGGCCUCUUGUUACCUACCUUGAGUCCAAAUUUUACCUCUCGGUUAAACCUUCUUUCAUAGGCAACAGGAUUAUCACUUCCAUUACACAACUUUUUACCUUUAGAGUGCAUCCCAGUUAAUAUGUAUAGGUCACAAUUCUCUUUCCUUACUAAAAAUGAGAUCAUAUUGUCUAGUCUUCUUUUUGGCCACUCCACUUGUAAUGGUAGUUCUUGCCAUGAGCGAAAGGCCAAGUUGUUUCAAAGACAUGACAGACUUGGUAUUUCUUCUCUACAUUGGUUCAAUUUUUAUUUGACAGAACUCAUUAACACCACCAGUGAAUGGGUAAGAGGAUGAUGUAGAUUUUUGUGUGACUCAGUUUGGUCCCACUGGUCACUGUAGAAAAGAGUGGAUUGAAAUAAGGAACUUCUUGCAGUUUUCACCUAAAGCACUGCCUGGGUACUGACCACAACACCAGAUUCUAUAUGUACACACAGUCUGGAAAAAUUUUAAUUAUAUGAUAGCCACUCUUGCAGGUUAUAUUUUUUCAUCACUGCUGGUAACAUGGUAGGAAUGCCUGUUUUUGUGCUUAUGAGAAUUCAUUGAAGUAACAAGUUGUUGAUCAAGGUUCAGGAUAUUACGUCUUACUAAGAGGCUACAGCAGAUAAUACGGAAACCUAGACAGUGAUUUUGAAAGCAGACCAGUAAGACUGUAGCAAUUGCAUUUGACUGGUUCACCUACAUGGCUUACACCAUGAAGCUCACAUAGUUGUAAUGGAGUUGGAUGCAAACCCUUGUAAGGCACAAUCAGCAAAAAUUAGGAACAAUUUAGGUGUGUAUGCAAUAACUUGCAUGAAUGUUUAAGCUUCAGCCAUCAAAUUACUGAAAAAGGCUUGUCUAUUUUAUUACUUAAUACAACUUGAUUCCUUGAAUACCAAGUUCUAUUGGCUUUGUGGAAUAUUCAGACAUGCAUAAUAGUAGUUUGAUCAGAUUAAGCAUCCAUUUAAUUUAGCAAGUUUCAUAGGGUAUACUUCCUUUCAAGUGAAAACUUUGGAAUUGGAAGGUCUUAAAUCCAUACGAAGAAUUCUUGGGAUCCAUAGAUCACAUAUGGCAGUCGCUACAUUAUCAUUCAUAACUAUGAAACAUAAACCUCAACGAUAUAAGUGUGUAUAGGCCAUGUGUUUCUGCUCUCACAUGGGCUGUUAGGUAUUUAUCAAGGUGAUUACUACAGUUAAAAACAGUUCCAAUUAAAAGGCCUAUGGAUGAGUAAUUAUUUUGAUGAUGAUCUGAUCUUUGUAUCCUCUAAGCUGAAGAACUAAAGCUUCCUUUAAAUCCAGAAGUACAGCCCUCUCAUUGUAUAACAUUCUACGGCCCCAAAAUAAAUGACAUGAAAAAAAAUUUUUUUUUUAGACUUGCCCAGCUGAUUCCUUUGAUUUUAAAGGCAUCUUCUAAAAAUAAUGUGGCAGGAUUAAUUUGUAUAUGAAAAAAACUAGUACUCUUGAUAACUUAAAAGCAAAAUAUGUUUCUGUAGACAUAUUACAAAAGGCUAGGGAGUACGUAUUAAAGCACAAAAGAUAUGUGAUUGCAGAGAAAGAGGACCUCUAUACUUGAUAGAGAAUUCCUUACAGACUUGAUAGAGAAUUCCUUACAGUCAAAAACUGUAUUUUUAUGAAGCUAUAACUACAGCUGGCAAUUCCUAUGAUAUCACACAACCUCAAGUCUCUUGCGUAACCAAAAAACCAGAAAGGUACAAGAUUGUAGAAAAUAUUUUGGCUUACGGGUCUGUCUAACUAAAUUUAUAUGAUUAUUUAUUUACCAGACUAGGAAGCUUAUGUACACAAUGAGAUUCCUUUGCAGGCUGAUGCAGUGCUUCUCUCUCCAAAGUGCGAAAGUGGAUUUAGAAAGGGGGAUGAAGAAGCUUGGAAGACUGUUAAUCCUCAUCAUCACCAGGACAAUCUGGAGAUGUAGUAUUUCUAAAUGAAAAGAGAAGAGAAGAUAAUCGUAAGUUGCACCAUUGUAUUCCCAACAAACAUGGGUCAGUGACUUGUCCUUCACCAACCAUUUACCCAGAAGAAUUAUGGUUUAGCUCAAAAUCCUGCAUUCUCUGGUGCACCAAGUAUUGAGGAGUAGACUUCAAAUCCCAUCAACCUUGAGGAAUUUUUUAUAAACUUCAGGAAAGCUACCUAGUCCAGGUGUUAACUACCAAAGUGGGACUUGGCCCUAAUUGCACAGAACCAUUAAAGAGAAGCUCCUUUUGUAAACACCUUUGUAAAUUUCCUUGUACUCUGGCAUUUUCAAUAAGAAAGAUAGUGGAUGAUCUGCAUGAACAUUUUAUCUGAAGUAGCCCAUACAAGCUCUAGGAGAGCUGCUAAUCAGCUCAGUGGUCUGAUUAAACUACUAUAUACUUAACGUAUUCAUCACCAGGAAUAGGUUCCUGGUCGGGGGAUGACUAACAAUAGUAAUCCUCUUGAUAUUUUUUGUUCCUCUUGCAAAUGAGAUGAUAAGUAUUCUUCAAGGACUAUCAUUUGUUUGAGGAGGAACAACACUAAAGUCAGCGCGCAUGAAGUAACAACAUUCUCCAUCUAUAAAUUUUUCUCACAUUAAGUCUGAGAGUACCUGUUUAACCUUGUGCAUUUCAACAUGCUUUAAUCCAGUUUUAGCAUCAUAAGUUUCUUUGUGGCUUUUCAAAGACAAGAGUACCAUAGAACAAGAUCAUGUUUUAAGAUAUGAAAGAAAUAAUUUCAGGUGACCACAUAUGUAAAUACACUUGUCUGUUAGUAACUUGGUGAUGUUCAGUUGGAUGAAAUGUAGUUGAAUAACUAGAGAACAAAGUACAAUCUCAACAGUAGCCAUUUGGUAGAAGUCUGUAUUUCAAGAGGCUUAUAUUUUGUAGGCAUUAAAUUUCAAUACUUUUUGUAUAUAAUCCUAUCAUUUUUAAUUGUAUUUUAUUUUCAGCACCCUAGAUUGGGCCAUAGUUGACUGCAGGAAUGAAAAUGCUUGAUAUGGCAGAUAAAGAUCCCCCUAACAGAGGGAAGUCAGUCAAUCAUCAACAAAAACAACACCCACUACUAACCCCUAUUUUGCUAGUUUAGCAGUUUUUUAACUUUUGGUUCAUCUACCUGUUAUCAGGUUUUAAGGCAUAAGUAAUACUAUUAGAUUGCAUUUUCUGGAAGAAGAACAUUAAUUUUUCUCCAUAACUAUAUUUAAAGUGUAGGUAAUGGGAGUUUAUCAUCAAUAUUGCCAGUAUGGGUACAAAUGUACUAUACCUCAACUUACUGCAUCCCUGUGAAAACCAGAGAAGGCUAUUGAAAUAGGUAGCCUAUAAACUAAUUGUAAGAUAGUUACAAGGGCAAUCUCUCCAGGUAACUAAAAAGAAUUGAUAUUUUUAAUAACUUAUGUAGCUAAUGUGUGGUUUCAGAAACCAUAGCUUUUACAGGAAUAGUUUACAGAGAUUUUGCUACAUUUAUAGUAUGAUUUGUAGUCACUGCUUAUUGAAAUGCUCACAACUUUCCAUAGUGAACCAUGUUGUUUUUGUUUAUAUUUUAUCUGUUCUGUCAUCUUUGUGUAUGAAAUGUGACCAUGUGAAAUGUAGUUUUUUGUUGUCUGAAAUGCUCAUUAAUCUGUGAACUUGUUUUCUCUUUGAAGUCUCAUGCAGAGCAUUGAUAUUUUGUUUUAUUGUGACCUUUCCUAGUUUAUUAUUCAAGGCUUUCUUUUAAGGUUAAACAUCAGGAGAUACAUUUUAAGGCUUUUCUUACAGGAUAGGAUUGAAUUUAUGCCUAUGCAUUUACCAAUCUGUAGUUUUAUAAUACACAUUUCUGUGAUAAUGGAUCAAAUGUGCAUGGAAAUGCAAUGGUUUUUUAACUGCAUUUUUUUGUAGCAAUAUAUUGUUUUUAGGUUUGAGGUUCUGUACUGCCAGCUAGGCAAGUGUUCAGUAAACAAGUGCAAACCUUGCAUUGGUCUCAUAUGACAUGCUGUAUGUACCUUAUUCUUUUUACUGAACUAAAUAUUUGUGAUUAAUUACACAAUAGUCUUGCACAAAGUUGACUCGGUUUAUUGUUAUGUACUAUCGGCAGGAAAACUAAUGAUACAGUUUUCCUUAGCUUUUGUUCAUCGAAUUUCCAAUUUGUUUUUUACUGAGAAGACAUAAUCUCGCUAAAUUAACGUUCAGAUGCUUGAAAACACAAUAUAUGUCCGAAGUACAUAAUUGUAAUGAAAUUUCUCAGUGAUCUGGAAGAUAGUGGGUGAUAGUUGGUUGUGUUACUCCAUAUCACGACGAUAAUAUUUACUAGUUUUUCUCACUGAACAGGAUUAUUUUGCAUCAUCAUAAACGGUAAUGGUCAUUAUUUUAGUUUUCAUAAAUUUAUGUGUAUAUUCUUAAGCAUUUAAAGUUAGCUGGAGUCAAUGCGGUCAAUGUUGUGACGGCUAAUGUAGGUUUAACAAAUCUAAUAAAUCUGCAAGAGCAUUUUGUAUGAGGUGAGAAGGUGCCUGAGAACUUGUCAGGAAAGCACAAGAUGCUGGAUACUGGCUUACGUAACAAGCUUUCAUACUUUAAUGACUUUGAUGCUGACAUGGAUUGAAUGCUAGUAGUGGUUGUUUUCAAAGCCAUUGUGAUUAAAAGGAAAUCUUUAUUAAGGUUAAAGCAGCCUGUCAACUUGAAGAUUUCCUGGCUAUGCUCCCAUUACAAGCAGUUCAGAGUUAGCCAAUACAGCUGCAUUACUUUGCCGUGAGGCUGAAAGGUAUCCCAAUGCAUCAGCAUUUUUUUGCACGAUAUGGAACUUUCAUUGCCUCUGCAAUAGAUUUUUAGUUAUUUGUGUCAAUUAAUAUUUUUAUUUUAUGCACCUUUUUUGUGGAAGAAAAUAGAUAUUCAAAAGUAGAGACUAUUUGAAGAAAGCAAGAGUGACCAUAGCCUGAGGGUGAAAAUUUCUGCUGCUUUUUAUAUUCUGAAUGUUACAUUAACUGUGAAGGACAUCAAGAUUAGGGUAGGAGUUUCUUAAGGAAUUAACUUGAACACUAAGGUCCCUUCAAAUUUUAUAGUAUAGUGAGGAUCUUGGCAACCAAAUCAGUCUGUUUUCCAGGAAUCUGUGCACCCACUCACCGCUCUUUCCUGUCAUUUCUCAUUACAAGUCCACCACCAACACUAUAAUUAUCUCUCUUUCUCUCUGUCUCCACUUGUAGAACAUCCAUACUUUAAAAAUAUAUUAUUACUCAAUCUCACAGUAAAUAUAUGAAUUAAGUAGCUAUAAAUAGGCCUAUACUUUUACAUAAGCAGAUUUACCUCUCUCUCUCUCCUCCU